Molecule: messenger RNA, 1434 nt
Organism: Phyllotreta striolata
Lineage: Eukaryota; Metazoa; Arthropoda; Insecta; Coleoptera; Chrysomelidae
Source: the annotation of a GenBank genome assembly
AUGAAAUACAUCUACUGGCCGUUGAUGUUAGCGACGUUUUGGUCCGCCCACACCAAAGGCGAACCCCAAGUGCACAUCCUAGCCGAAAACCUCGACCAAGUCAUCACCUCCACGACAUUAGAAUGGGUCGUUUACAAUAAAAACGACAAAUUCCUACUCAACAACGCCGUCGUCGCCGCCUAUCAAACCGUAGAAGGCCAAAAACGCAGCAACGAAGCCUCCGAACUGGAAAACGAAACGGUCGGAGACCAGCCGGUGCAGGAGCCCGUCUACGUCUGUCGCGCCAAUUUCAACGGCUUCUGGAUAUCGGGCCAGCUGCGGCCCGACAGCCACGUCUGCGUCGUCUCGCUCUACCAAAAGGUCUCCGAGAACGAGAAAUUCGACGUGCUCGUCAGCAUCGAGGACAGCGCCCGCCUCAGCUGGGCCGACAAGGCCCAAUACACGCUCAUCCCCCAGGGAUCGGUCACCAGCGGCGAGAACGUCCUGCGCAGCUUCGUCGCCCGCAGGAAGGCCAACAGCCACAACAAAACAGGUUCGUUGUCGCAUUACGUCGGAGCCUAUUCCACCGAGAAUAUGGGAGUAUUCUACGUGGUGGAUCAAAAUAACAUAGCCAUACAAUACACCGACGGGGAGAUAUUGGUGGAAACGGAGCCCGUCAGCUACGAAUUGCAGAACGUCAAGUUGGCUCGCAUCAACAAACGUUUUCCGAAGAAGCAACGCGUUUUGGGCCACGCCGUACUCACCAACACCGAGAGUUCGUUCCAAAUGGUCGAGAGCGUCAUCACCUACGCCUAUCCGUACAGCCUGUUUUGGGGCAAAGGCCACGGCCUCUCCACCGGCCUGCCUCUCGCCGUCGACUUCCGCAACGGCACCCGCCUACAAGGCACCUGGGGCCUGCCCAGGGACGUCGAAAUCAAAGAAAUGGCGCCCGUCAAGAGCUACCUCGAAGCCGGCACGGCCGUCAACGUCACCGUGCGCGGAAACUACACCGAAAUGGAGAUCCCCUACACGGCCACCCUCGUACAACGCUACAAGGACGGCGAAACGAGGGAGAUCGUCAUCAGGGACACCAAGCGCGAGAACAAGAUGAUGGACGUCGUCGCCGAGUACACGCCCGCUUAUUUCGUACACAACAACAGCUGGGUGCCCACCACAACGACCACCACCACCACCACGACCACCACCACCACCACCACGGCUAAAGUUACCACGAUAUCGGAGGAGAUAACUCCGUUGGUGCAGGACGCCAAGAUAGCCGAUAAUCUUCGUUCCGAAGAGAAGAAGAAGCAGGAGGGCGGCAUGCAAUCGGACGAGGAGCGAAAUGCGGAGGGCGAGGGAGGCAAAACGGGCGCGAGCAAAUCCGCCGGUUCUUCGAUAAUCUUCAUCUCGCUAUCGACGAGUUUGCUGGCGGCGAUGGCGGUGAAAUUCGCGUAG